AUGGACACCAGCAAGCUCCGGGCCUUCGUGAAAUUAUGUCAACAAGACCCUGCCCGACUAUACAACGAGGAGCUGCGCUUCCUGAGGGAGUGGGUGGAGAGCAUGGGUGGGAGGAUACCCCAUGCUCCAAGAAAAAUGAGAUCUGAUGAAAGAUUCAGAGGAGGGGAGGCAGAAAGAAGGAGACGGGAGGAAUCCAACAGGAGAGAAGACAUCGAAACUGAGGAAAGUGAACUAGAACUUGAUAAUGAAGGCGUGAUCAUAGAUGACAUGGACGGCCCUCAGGAAAUGGGAGAUGCAACUGCAGAGGUAACAGAUGAGAUGAUCGAUCAGGCCAACGAGCUGAAGGUGAAGGGCCUUGAUGCCCUACAUAAUCGGGAAUUCCAGAAAGCCCUUGAACUAUUCACAGAAGCCAUCAAAUUGAAUCCUUGGUUGGCCAUUUUAUAUACCCUAAGAGCCAGUAUCUUUAUUGAAUUACAGAAGCCAAAUGCUGCCAUCAGAGAUUGUACCAAGGCAAUUGAGCUCAACCCCCAUACAGCUGAACCUUACAAAUGGAGAGGGAAAGCACACAGACUUCUGGGCCACUGGGAGGAGGCGGGCCAGGAUCUAUCCUUGUCUUGUAAACUGGACUUUGAUGAAGAUGCUAAUGCUGUGCUGAAGGAUGUUCAACCAAGGAUCCAGAGGAUUCAAGAACAUCGGCGAAAAAAAGAGCAUCGCCAGAGGAAACGUGAGCAGAAACGUGAGGAGCGAAAGUACAGAGAAAGGCUGGAAAGAAUGAGGAAGGCUCGAGAGGAGUAUGAUAAAGCCAAACAAGAGGAAGAAGAUAGGAAAAAGGCAGCUCACUUUGCCCCUUUCCAAUUUUUUCUUGGAGAACUUCCUAGAAUGAGAAGGAGAAUGCGGACCAUACCUGGGACAUCCGUGCUCAAUGAAAUUCUUGGUGACCCAGAGAUUCUUGCAGCUAUGCAAGAUUCAGAAGUCAUGCACGCAUUUCAGGAUGUGGCCCGGCAUCCAGAAACCAUGGGAAGGUAUAAGAACAAUUCAAAGGUUAUGAAUUUCUUCAGCAAAUUGUCAAACAAAUUCGGAGGGUAUGAAGACCUGACAGGUGAAGAUGUGGAGCUUGAUGAUGACUUAGAAGAUGUUCCCAGUGAAGAUAGCUUUGAGGUUGUGGAUCCAUCUAAUGAGGAGGAUCUUUGGCUCCCAGGACAGCGUUUUGAUGAUUUUCUGGAUAACUAUGAACGGCGACGUUUGCGGAAAGGAAGGAGUGAGGACUUGGAGGCUGUAACUAGCGAAGAAGAUUUAAAUGAAAAAAGGCUGCCCUAUUUUAAGAAUUUGGCAGAGCUCAGUGAUGAAGAACAGUAA
Molecule: messenger RNA, 1356 nt
Organism: Dromiciops gliroides (monito del monte)
Lineage: Eukaryota; Metazoa; Chordata; Mammalia; Microbiotheria; Microbiotheriidae
Product: putative protein FAM10A4
Exons: 1
Coding region: 1-1356 (451 amino acids)
Molecular function (GO): protein dimerization activity; Hsp70 protein binding
Source: RefSeq, a predicted model, not a curated record